AUGCGACUCGCUCAAAUGGCAGCUCAUCUCUCGAACGGCAAGCCUUCAAAUGGCAGCUCAUACGAAGGCUCAACCCUAGCAGACCUUCCGAAAUCAUGGACUUUCACCUCCUCGUUGCCCGCAGACCCGAAGUUUCCUACACCAGCUGCCUCGCACAAGACUCCUCGUCAAGACAUUGAGCCUCGGCAGGUGAAGGGAGCGUUGUACACAUGGGUACGACCCGAAGAAGCUCAGGAACCUGAAUUAUUGGGGAUUAGUCUAGCUGGGAUGCGAGAUCUUGGGAUCAAAGAAGGAGAGGAGAAGACAGAAGACUUUAAACAGCUAGUUGCAGGCAACAAACUGAUGGGAUGGGACGCAGAGAAAGAAGAGGGUGGAUAUCCUUGGGCACAAUGUUAUGGUGGAUGGCAAUUUGGGUCUUGGGCUGGUCAAUUGGGUGAUGGUAGAGCGAUAUCCUUAUUCGAAACGACGAACCCGACUACGAAGACUAGAUACGAAUUACAAUUGAAGGGAGCUGGUAUUACACCCUACUCUAGGUUCGCAGAUGGAAAGGCAGUCCUGAGGUCGAGCAUAAGAGAAUUUGUUGUAUCAGAAGCUUUGAAUGCAUUAAGGAUACCGACCACUCGAGCGCUAUCUUUGACAUUGCUGCCACGUUCGAAGGUCCGGAGAGAGACUAUCGAGCCGGGAGCUAUUGUUGCUCGAUUUGCUCAAUCUUGGUUGCGAAUAGGAACAUUCGACAUCCUGAGAGCACGUGGCGAACGAGACAUGAUCCGGCAGUUGACAACAUAUAUUGCAGAAAAUGUAUUUGAUGGCUGGGAGUCAUUGCCAGAAAGGAACCCUUCAGAAGACGGCAAGGAUGCACGACCUCUCAAAACUGGAGUUGGGAAAGACGAGAUUCAAGGACCAGCAGGCCUCGAAGAGAAUCGUGUCACUCGCUUAUAUCGAGAGAUUGUCCGUCGGAAUGCAAAGACUGUGGCAGCCUGGCAAGCAUAUGCCUUUACAAACGGAGUUCUCAACACAGACAAUACAUCCAUUUUUGGGCUGUCCAUCGACUUUGGACCAUUUGCUUUCUUAGACAACUUCGAUCCCAAUUACACUCCGAACCACGACGAUCAUAUGCUCCGAUACUCCUACCGCAACCAACCAACGAUCAUCUGGUGGAACUUGGUCCGAUUAGGAGAGUCUCUUGGCGAGCUGAUCGGCGUUGGUGCCAAUAUCGACAAGGAAGAGUUCGUGGAGAAAGGUAUCCGACAAGAAGAUGCAGAUGAUCUAGUCUCUCGAGCUGAAGCACUCAUCACGCGAGCUGGAGAAGAGUACAAAGCCGUGUUCUUAGAAGAAUACAAGCGUCUUAUGACAGCGAGACUUGGCUUAAAGACACACAAGGAAUCAGAUUUUGAAAAUCUGUUCAGUGAGCUCUUGGACACGAUGGAAGAAUUGGAGCUAGACUUCAACCAAUUCUUCCGGAAAUUGAGUAACCUGAAAAUUGGAGACCUCGAGACCGAAGAGCAGAGAAAGUCAGCAGCAGGCGUAUUCUUCCACCACGAAGGUGUGACUGGCAUCAACAACAACGAAGAGUCAGCGCGGAAGCGAAUUGGUAAUUGGCUCGAGAAAUGGAGUACGAGAGUCUAUGAGGAUUGGGGACCUAAUGGAGAAGAUGAAGCAAGACAAGUAGAGAUGAAGAAAGUUAAUCCAAAGUUUAUUCCGAAAUCAUGGAUUCUGGAUGAACUCAUCAAGAGGGUGGAGAAAGGGGGCGAAAGAGAGAUUCUGGACAGAAUCAUGCACAUGGCCCUCAAUCCUUUCGAAGAGAGCUGGGGAUGGGACGAGAAAGAAGAGGAGAGAUUUUGUGGCGAUGUGCCGAAAUUUGAUCGAGCUAUGCAAUGCUCGUGUAGUUCGUAG
Messenger RNA from Mollisia scopiformis, 1893 nucleotides. Its product is annotated as UPF0061-domain-containing protein. The coding region runs from base 1 to 1893 and encodes 630 amino acids. The record is from RefSeq and is a predicted model, not a curated record. Lineage: Eukaryota; Fungi; Ascomycota; Leotiomycetes; Helotiales; Mollisiaceae. The transcript has a single exon.